UCUGACGUCAAAUUGACGCGACAGUGUUUCAUCUUCAAACAUGUCUUCCAGAUUGGAGAUCAAUUUUAUUAGAUUGUUGUCUCGCUGUGAGACUAUUGCGUCGGAGAAACGUGGAGAGACUGAAUGGAGGUUAGACAAGUAUGUUGCUGCCCUGGAGGAGAUGUUGGUAGCUCUGAGGAAAUGCCAAAGCAAACCAACACAGGAGGUCCUUACUGAAUACACAAGGAAAGUGGAUUUUCUGAAAGGGCUUCUGGAAGCAGAAAAGCUGCCCUCACCAACAGAGAAGGCUUUAGCCAAUCAGUUCCUCGCCCCCGGCCGCACGCCCACCAUAGCCAAUGAGAGGAUGCCUGCCAGUAAAACGGUUCAUCUGCAAACAAAGGCCAGGUGUACAGGAGAGAUGAGGGAUGAGCUGCUCGGCACGCACUCCUCUGGUAAAGGCAUGUUGGAUUCAGAUCUAAGAAACAGAAGGGGUCUCCCUGUGGACGAGCGUCAGUCUGCUGCCGAGCUAGACGCCAUCCUGCAGCGCCACCACAACCUGCAGGAGAAACUGGCAGAGGACAUGCUCAGCCUGGCCAGAAAUUUGAAGAACAAUACCCUGGCGGCACAAAACAUAAUCAAGCAGGACAACCAGACUCUGACCCAGUCCAUGCGUCAGGCAGACCUGAACUAUGAGAAGCUGAAGACGGAGUCCGAGCGCUUGGAGCAGCACACGAAGAAGUCCGUCAACUGGCUGCUGUGGCUGAUGCUCAUCUUGGUCUCCUUCACCUUCAUCAGUAUGAUCCUGUUCAUCCGAAUCUUCCCCAGGCUCAGAUGAUGACUGUG
Messenger RNA from Nematolebias whitei (Rio pearlfish), 822 nucleotides. RefSeq names its product unconventional SNARE in the ER 1 homolog (S. cerevisiae) (gene use1). Gene Ontology annotation, molecular function: SNAP receptor activity. Gene Ontology annotation, cellular component: SNARE complex; endoplasmic reticulum. Gene Ontology annotation, biological process: retrograde vesicle-mediated transport, Golgi to endoplasmic reticulum. Bases 41 to 814 code for a protein of 257 amino acids. The transcript has 8 exons. The record is from RefSeq and is a predicted model, not a curated record. NCBI's taxonomy places the organism in Eukaryota, Metazoa, Chordata, Actinopteri, Cyprinodontiformes, Rivulidae.